UUUGUCAACUGGUUAGUAAAAGGCCGACUCAUGCACAUUUAAGGCGUUUUCAUUUGCCCUUCGGCAUGCCCAGAGCCUUUUGGCAGUGAGUCAGCAAUGAGAAUAUAAGAAUUAUGCCUAACUUUGGAUACAUCAGUAUCAUUGCUGAUGGCCACCAUGUGGACGCUAGUCAUUGGCAUCAUUUUACUAGUACCUCUGGAAAGCAGUAGUACAAUAAGUAUUAUCAACGAGCUGGUGCAAGAGUCGAGCUCUUCGAUAUUCAUAAUACGACAGGAUCAUUGCCCGCAGAGCUGGCUGCAGGAGCUACUUUUGAAGCCUCCAGUGCCGGUGGUAUUGCAACCAUUGACUAACAUAACAGCUGGAAAUGAAUUUUCGCGUGUGCUUUGUAUAGUCUGCUUUCAGGAAAACGACUUGCCUGAGGAACAGUUGAACUCAUUAUUACACAAUAUUCGCAAAGAGCGCAUCGUCUUCUACUUGUCGUCGGGAGAAUUCAACUCAACGUCUCUUGAUCUACUACGGUUCUUAAUGAUGCAAUGCUAUAAACUGAGAAUAUUGCAUAUUAUUGGACUAUUGGCAGAGGAUAACGAGCUAUUUUAUUACCGUUAUUAUCCCUACCCGGAGUUUAAAGUGGAACAGCAUCCGAUACAACAGAGACCAUUCUAUGCGGAGAAGUUCUUCAACAUGAAACAGCAGCCACUGAUUGUGUUACCUGACCAAAAACAUCCACGUACCAUCAUCUACAAAGAUUGGCGAACAGGAGCGCAGGUAUUAGCCGGCUCCGUGGGUCGUUUUGUGAACACUUUAGUCUGGAAGUUGAAUGCUACAUUGCAGUAUCCGGAGCAAGUGCAGCCAGGGCAUAGUUUAAACAAACGAGAGAUGAUGGAAAUGGCUGAAGAUUUACAUGUCGAUAUUCCGGCUGGUCUUGUUUCUAUUGAUACAAACGAGCAAUUGGAACACACAAGCUAUCCUUUUGAAUUGAGCCACAUUUGUUUAAUGAUUCCAAUCGCUCAACCAAUUCCAAUCAAGGAUAUUUAUCUCAUUCUAUGUAAUGUCCGUCAUAUAAUCAUUGCUCUGGCUAUUAUCACUGGCUUUGGAUGCUUGCUCGGCCUGUACAGGCAUCUCACUGGACAAGUGAUCCGUCUAGUGGACUUUCUGCUUAGUGAUGUCGCUCUGCGAGGAUUCUUGGGCCAAUCAUUUGGCCAGAAUGUUGAACACACACCCAGACUUUGCAGCAGUUGGAUUUACUUAAUGCUUGGCUUUAUGGGUCUCAAUCUCAGUUCAAUCCAUGAAGCAGCGCUUGGUACCCUUUUAACUCAUCCGCCGAAACAUUUUCAGCCUCGCAGCUUUGCGGACUUGGAACACGCUUUAACGCCGUUGCCACUUAUCGUAGAUGUCACCGACUUUAACGAUUUCAGUAAGCUCAACUCCCUUUCUCUGCCUAUGCUGGCAGUUAAUUCCAGCGAAUUCAAUCAUCUGAGGGACAACUUCAAUAUGAGUCAUGUCUACUUUGCCUCCCGCCUCAAAUGGACUAUGUUGAGUGCCCAACAGAAGUAUUUCCCACAGGAAAUAUUUCUCUACUCCAAGGAGGCCUGCUUUAGUACUUUAACCCUUUUCGCAUUUCAGUUGCCCCAAAAUUCUUGGUUCGAGGAGCACAUUACCAGAUUGACUAUGGAUGCGAGAGCCACAGGCAUCUACCAGCACUGGGUAGACAUGCAUUUCUAUGAUAUGGCAGCAGCUGGAUUAAUCUCGUUCAGUGAUCCUGUUAGUCGACAAUUUCCGCAAAUCGGAGGAGCCUUGCAGUUGGAAGAUCUUCAGUGGAUUUGGUUGGGAUAUGCAGCUCUUUCAGGCACUGCCUUGGUCGUUUUUGGACUGGAAGUGAUUAUUAAACGAGCUUUAGAUUGA
Molecule: messenger RNA, 1902 nt
Organism: Drosophila albomicans
Lineage: Eukaryota; Metazoa; Arthropoda; Insecta; Diptera; Drosophilidae
Exons: 1
Coding region: 148-1902 (584 amino acids)
Source: RefSeq, a predicted model, not a curated record